GGUGUUCUGUGAGUGGGAGGUGGAAGGUGCGUGUGCGGUACAGGGAUGGCUGGAGUGCGUUCCAGGAGGCGGACAGUCGCUGAAGGAGAGACCGUCGGACGCAGCGAGCGGUGAACGACGCAACCAGGAUGAACCACCAGCUCGUCCCGCUUAGCCUGCUGCUCCUCAGCAUCUGUACAGCACAUGCAGCCAAGUGUCCCCAGCAGUGCAUCUGUGACCAGAUCCAGCUCACCGUGGCCUGCGUCCACAAGAACCUGACGGAGGUUCCUCCCACGAUCGACGAGAUCACGGUGAAACUGGAUCUUCGAGGGAAUGAGAUCCAGGAGCUUCCAUCCGGGGCGUUCAAACACACGCCCUACCUGACUCACCUCUCUCUGCAGCGAUGUGACAUUCGCAGGGUGAAGGAGGGGGCUUUCCGGGGCCUGGGCCGCCUGGUCUUCCUCAACCUGGCCAACAACAACAUCGAGAUCCUCUACCAGGAGUCGUUCGAUGGCCUUUCGUCACUGAAGCAGCUCAUGAUCGACCACAACCGCGUGGAGGAAAUUCAGCCGGGAGCUUUCUCUCAGCUGGGCUUCCUGAACCUGCUUUCCCUCACGCACAACCAGUUGGUCUAUAUUCCCAACCUGGCCUUCCAGGGUUUACAGAACAUCAAGCUGCUUCGUCUCGGUCACAACUCCCUGAACUACCUUGACACGGAGGCGUUUGCUGGUCUGUUCACGCUGACCCAUCUCAGCCUGGACCAUAAUGAGCUGCAGUUCUUCCCCACUGAGACCAUGACUAGACUUCCAGAGGUGACCCGCUUGGACCUGAGCUACAACCCCAUGACCUACCUGGGGGAGGAGGCCGUGUCCAUGGCCAAGCUCACCCACCUCCUCUUUAACCACAUGUCCCUGCAGGACCUGGCUAGCACGGCUCUAGCCAAGUGCCCCAGCCUCACCCACCUGGACAUCAGUCACAACCAGCUGCGAGUCAUCCAGCCCUUCGCUGAAGGUUCCCCCAAGCUCGGGCGCCUGAACCUGGCUGGGAACCCCAUCUACUGCAACUGCUACCUGCGUCCGCUCAGGGAGUGGGCCAUUCGUAGGAAGGUGAAGCUGCUCGGGACUUGCGGAGGACCAGCUCAUCUCUCUGGAGAAAGCCUGGAGGCCCUGCACCCUCCGGAGCUGCGCUGUCAGAGCUGGGAGGCCAUGCUGAAGGCCGAGUUCGAGGAGGCGACCAGGAUUGUUCCCCCUCCCACAGAAGAGCCAGCGAACAAGAUCAAGUGUCCUGCUAACUGUGUCUGUGAGGCUGAAACCCACCACUCCUCUUGCGAGAACCGCGGUCACACCAAAGUUCCCCGGGGCUUCGCUCCCACUACGCUCCUCCUGGAUCUGCAUGGCAACCACUUCCACUACAUCCCUAGUAACAGCUUCCCAGGCGUUGCCCAGGUUGUGUCCCUGCACCUGCAGCGCUGCAAGAUAGUAGAGGUUGAGGACGGGGCAUUCGCCGGCAUGAAGGGCCUGAUCUACCUGUACUUGUCGGAAAAUGACCUUACCUCCCUCAGUCCGAAUGCAUUUAAAGGGCUGCCUCAGCUAACCUACCUCUACCUAGAAAAGAACCGCUUCACCAUCUUCCCCAAAGGAGCCUUCAAACUGGUGCCCAGCCUGCUCGCACUUCACUUGGAAAACAACAACAUGACCAGGUUGGACCCGGGCGUCCUGACCGGCGCCGAGAGCCUCAGGGCCCUCUAUCUCACUGGGAACGCCAUUGCUCAAGUGUCCCCUAGAGCUCUGGACCAGGCCCGUGACCUCGACACGCUCCACCUGGGUGGAAACAGGCUGAAGGACGUUCCCACCGACGCACUUAGCAGAGCGGGGAAUCUCAGAGACCUGAGGCUGUCUGGGAAUAUUAUCCGUUGGGUGGGACCCAACGCGUUUCGUCCGCUGGAGCGCUCGCUGAAGGAGCUCUAUUUGGAUCAUAUGGGACUGGAAAAGAUGUCACACAACGCCCUGGCCGGCCUGGGUCCAGGAUUGAGGAGUCUCUUCCUGGAGGGCAAUCAGCUAGAGGAGGUGCCUGACCUUCACACCUUCACCUCUUUGGAGGUCGUCAACCUGGCUGACAACCCUCUGAUGUGUGACUGCCCCCUGCUGCCACUCCGACUGUGGAUUGAGAAAGUCAACCUGAAGGUGCGAGCCACUUGUGCCAACCCGCCUGAGCUGAAAGGGCGCCGAGUCAAGGACGUACACGUCUUCAAGGCCUGUCCUGGAGGAGAAAGCCUCCCCUCUGCCCCUACGGCAGCCCCAAAGCCCCCCAGAGCAGCCAGACCCAGGUCAAAGCACGCCAGCAGCCUUCAGCGACCCAAAACACCCAAAGCCCAAUCCAAACUUCGCAGGAGCCCAAAUAAAAAAGCAACAGCAGCAGAGAAGAGAGUCACAGCGAGACGCGCCGUGGCCUGAACCUGUUGCUUUUAUGCUACAGGAAAAACGGAAGCCGUUUUAUUGAACCAAGGUCAGUCGCACUAUUAUACCAGCACUUAGUCAGCAAACAUAGUCAUCUCUGCCUUCGUCACAUGAACACUGGGCUCCUGCUCCCAUUAAAGACAGGUCAGCUGCUCAAAAGCCUCUUCAGCUCUAUGAAUAAAAGACAAAUGAACUGUUCAAAUAAUCAGCUCAUUAUAAAUUUAAAGACUGUGGUUGCAAUUCAUUGGACUUUUAUUAAAACCACGUAGCUUAAUCUGAACAAUAGAUUCAUGAUAAGUAGUAUUUCUGGCACAGUAGCUACACAAGGACUAGGUCAUAGUUGUAUAAAACAAAGCCAUCGUCAUUGAGUGUUGUCUUCUAGCACAUAGGUCUCGUCUCUCUUAUCUUCCUUCUCCUGUUGUAUCAUGCUCUGUAUUACUUUCCGACUCGCUGGCGUCACUCAUUUGCAUCUCCUCCUCUUGGUCCUGUUCAGUUCCAUCAUCUUCGCUCUGCUCCAUGCUGCUCACAGUGACACUGUUCUUUUCCAGUUCACCUGCAUCUUUCCCUGUCUCUCUCUCAUCACGUGAUGCCUGAUCCUUGCUAGUUCGCGCUGGCACUUCGUAGUCUCUUCUCUUGUUCUGCUCCUCUGUUUCCUCCUGUUUGAUUCGACUCACGCAGAGUUCUUGAGGGUUGUUUGGAGGAUUAAUAAUCUCCAUCUCAAUUUCUUCGGCCUUCACCUGCACCUCCAUAACUACAGGUGACAAUAAAGAUCAAAUUACAGGGUUGUUCGAAAACUCGACUGUCUUUUUAUUCUGGAAGGCAGAAUAAACUACUUACUAUCCUGUUCCUCUGGCUCAGUUUUGGGCUGAAUGAGGGGCACUUGUGGUUGUAGACUGCUUUCUACCAAUUUUUGAGGAUUGUCUGUGCUGAUGACCUUGGGUCCCUGGGUAGCAUCAGCUUUACUUUGGUCAUUGGACAGUCUCUUCCUUGUAUACUUUUUUUCUUUAAAAUAAAACAGAAGGUAAUGCAUCACAACAAAAGAAAAAAUAUAUGUAUAUUGUAAUGGAACAAGGCAAGACUGUAUACAAAGGACAUACUCUUUUUCCCAUAUAUAAAGUGCUUGUAUUUCUUGAUCCGUGCCUCUUGGUUUGCGGCUAAAUCAACAGGAAAAUAAACUUUAGCACCCGC
Molecule: messenger RNA, 3623 nt
Organism: Betta splendens (Siamese fighting fish)
Lineage: Eukaryota; Metazoa; Chordata; Actinopteri; Anabantiformes; Osphronemidae
Gene: chadlb
Product: chondroadherin-like b
Exons: 11
Coding region: 129-2432 (767 amino acids)
Cellular component (GO): extracellular matrix
Molecular function (GO): protein binding
Source: RefSeq, a predicted model, not a curated record